UUCGCCAAAACCCGAUCCCAACUAAAUCGGCAUCUUCCAAAUUCACGGAAGCUUCCCUGGCCUACUUUUCCUUCAAAAGAAUGGUACGCCGGUUGCACUACGCUAAUCGCCGGCAAUGCCUUGAAAGCUGCGAUUCGAUUUACCGUAUUCGAUAGCAUUAAGAGUCUCUUAUGCGACGAGAAUGGGCAGAUUAGCGGAUCUCGGACGAUGGUAGCUGGCUUCACAGCUGGUAUUGCCGAGUCCGUUUUUGCGGUCACGCCCUUUGAGAGCAUCAAGACGCAACUGAUUGAGGAUCGAAAGCGUCCACAGCCACGAAUGAAUGGGUUCAUUCAUGGAACAAGAGUCAUUGCGCGCGAACAGGGAAUUCGAGGGUUCUUUAAAGGCCUUGUUCCUUCGACUGCGCGGCAAGGCGCAAACAGCGCGGUCAGGUUCACCUCCUAUAACACGCUGAAGAAGUAUGCCGAGGGGGUGUUUCCUUCUAAUGAGAAUGGAAAACUGGGGACAAUAGGUACCUUCGCUGUUGGUGGACUUGCUGGUAUCAUCACGGUAUACGCAACUAUGCCAUUGGAUGUGAUCAAGACUCGCAUGCAAAGCUUAGAAGCUCAUCGCAACUAUGGGAACUCUGUUUCCUGUGCAGUGCGCAUAUUCAGAGAUGAGGGUAUCCUGACUUUCUGGUCUGGAGCACUUCCCCGACUAGGUCGGCUAUCGCUGAGCGGAGCUAUCGUUUUCACUGUGUAUGACCAAUAUAUGAUAUUCCUUAUGUGA
Messenger RNA from Penicillium lagena, 765 nucleotides. RefSeq lists its product as uncharacterized. Gene Ontology annotation, biological process: mitochondrial citrate transmembrane transport. The transcript is spliced from 3 exons. The record is from RefSeq and is a predicted model, not a curated record. The annotation marks the transcript as partial. Lineage: Eukaryota; Fungi; Ascomycota; Eurotiomycetes; Eurotiales; Aspergillaceae.